GUGCGCCUGUGCGAUAACAAAUGGGCGGGGUUACAUGUUUGUCUCUUGUAUUGUUGUUUAGUUUCGAUCAAUCAAUACUUCAGCAAUCUUUUCUGGUACUAUUUCACGAGGAAUCACGAGUUCUUGUUAAAUUUUGAAGCGGGAAAAGAGCAAAUCUGUACCGGAACUGUGUUGAGUGAAAAUGGCUACCGAAGUUAGCGGCGAAAACUAUGACAGUUUACUAAAGGAAAUGGAAACCCUUAAGGGGAGAUUGGACGAAGAGAGACUAAAACUUAACGACGUGGCUUUAUCCACAGUUUCUCAGCGUCUUGAAGGGAUGGCUCAGCUAUCCAUAAAACCUAGACGAGUGCUGAAAGGACACCAAGCUAAAGUUCUUUGUGCAGACUGGUCUUCCGACAAAAGACACAUUGUGUCUUCCUCCCAGGAUGGCAAAAUCAUCGUCUGGGAUGCUUUCACCACAAAUAAGGAACAUGCUUGCACUAUGCCCACCACUUGGGUUAUGACAUGUGCAUUUGCACCAUCUGGAAACCUGGUAGCUUGUGGGGGUCUGGACAACAAAGUCACUGUCUAUCCAUUGAGCAUGGAAGACGAUCCAAUUAACAAGCGCAAAACUGUCGGAACCCACACUUCAUACAUGUCUUGUUGUUUAUUUCCAAAUUCAGAUCAACAAAUUCUUACCGGUAGCGGAGACUCGACGUGCGCUCUUUGGGACGUCGAGUCUGGACAGCUUUUGCAGAGCUUUCAUGGGCACAGUGCGGAUGUAAUGUCAAUUGAUUUGGCUCCAUCGGAAACUGGAAAUACAUUUGUUUCUGGGGGCUGUGAUCGAACUGCAUUAAUAUGGGACAUGAGGACUGGUCAGAAAGUGCAAGCAUUCGAAGGUCAUGAUGCGGAUAUUAAUAGUGUCAAAUUCUAUCCAAGUGGAGAAGCUAUAGCUACAGGAUCAGAUGAUGCCACUUGUCGCUUGUUUGAUUUAAGAGCAGAUAGAGAAGUUGCGGUAUACACCAAGGAAAGUAUUAUAUUUGGUGUCAAUGCCGUUGACUUUUCAGUUAGUGGUCGAAUUCUAUUUGCCGGCUACAAUGAUUACACAGUUAAUGUGUGGGACACACUUAAAUGUUCAAGGAUCACGAUGUUGUAUGGACAUGAGAAUAGGGUCUCUUGUUUGAAAGUUUCUCCUGAUGGCACAGCAAUCUGCACAGGCUCCUGGGAUUUCACUCUCAGGGUUUGGGCUUGAGUAAGCCUCAGACUUUCUUCAGACUGAUAUAAUUCUAGUCAGCCAAAAAUCUCAUUUUAGAAAACAGUUAGAUUCAUCACUCAAUCGCUUACCAUUCCCGACGUACGCGGUUACCGUUUUAAAUGCACAAACAGUGACACAAACCCAAAAAUACGAUAAUUUGAAAAGUAAUGAAUGUUAUUGUGUUUAAUACACGCUGUACUCAGAGUUAUAGGAAAA
Molecule: messenger RNA, 1450 nt
Organism: Daphnia pulicaria
Lineage: Eukaryota; Metazoa; Arthropoda; Branchiopoda; Diplostraca; Daphniidae
Gene: Gbeta5
Product: guanine nucleotide-binding protein subunit beta-5-like
Exons: 10
Coding region: 182-1231 (349 amino acids)
Biological process (GO): G protein-coupled receptor signaling pathway; G protein-coupled dopamine receptor signaling pathway
Cellular component (GO): cytoplasm; heterotrimeric G-protein complex
Molecular function (GO): protein binding; signaling receptor complex adaptor activity
Source: RefSeq, a predicted model, not a curated record